This is a messenger RNA of Andrographis paniculata, 1779 nucleotides long. Its product is annotated as probable transcription factor KAN2. Gene Ontology annotation, biological process: abaxial cell fate specification; regulation of DNA-templated transcription. Gene Ontology annotation, molecular function: transcription cis-regulatory region binding. Lineage: Eukaryota; Viridiplantae; Streptophyta; Magnoliopsida; Lamiales; Acanthaceae. Bases 381 to 1418 code for a protein of 345 amino acids. The record is from RefSeq and is a predicted model, not a curated record. Gene Ontology annotation, cellular component: nucleus. The transcript is spliced from 6 exons.
UUUUCCUUUAUUACAUUUACAUUUACAUUUUAUUUAAAUUAAUCAAUUUUCAAUUUUUUCUUUUAUUUAUUUCUCAUCUCCAUCUCCUCCCCGACCACAAAAGAAUUACAAUUUACAGCCACCCCACCCCACCCCCAACAAAUACCUAUUCAAGAGUCACUUUCUUACAUAAACUUCACAUAAAGGAAACAACCAAAUCUCCAUCACAAAUCCCCUCAAGAAAUUAAAAAACUCCUCUCUUCUCCAUAUCCAAAAACCCCAUCUCAGAAAAUUGCUGAUUCAGCUCACAUUUUCGAAGAUCGAUUUAUUCUCAGAAGAAAUUGGUUAGUAAUUUAAGGGAUUGGUUUUGAAAGAUUUGAGCUUGCAGUAGCCCUCCAUUAAUGGAGCUCUUCCCUGCUCAGCCAGACCUCUCCCUGCAAAUCAGCCCCCCCAACAGACGAACCCCUAAUUCCCAAGAUGAAAUGGAUUUAGGGUUUCUCAGAAGAGCCAUCGAAUCUUCUAGAAACGCCAAGCCAGAUCAUAUCCCCAAUUCCAGUCCCUUACCCCUUUCGAACCCCUUCAAAAUCCCAAUCUCCGACGCCGCCGCCGCCGGCGGGGGACACUUCCACCGGUUUCUUAACGGCGGUAGGUUUCUGCAAUCGCUGCCGCAGCAGAGCGGCGCCGGCGGUGAAGAGGUUUGUUUGUUGAAACCUAUUCGAGGGGUUCCGGUGUACCAAAACCCUCCUCCGUUCGCAUUUUCCGCGGCGGCGGCGACGCAUCAGAUGGAGAGUCCUGCGGCGGCGAUUGAUCAGCAGAUUAAGAUUAGGAAUAAUUCGUUGGGUCUGUACGGACAGUCGAUGAUGCGAUCAAGGUACCUGCCGAGGUUCGCCGCCGCUGCCGCCGCCGCGGCGACGAAGCGGAGCAUGAGAGCGCCGCGGAUGCGGUGGACGACGUCCCUCCACGCGCGUUUCGUUCGCGCCGUCGAGCUCUUGGGCGGCCAUGAGAGAGCAACUCCAAAAUCGGUUUUGGAGCUUAUGGAUGUGAAAGAUCUUACCUUGGCUCAUGUUAAAUCUCAUUUACAGAUGUAUCGAACAGUGAAAUCAACUGAUAGAGCAGCAGCAAAUUCAGGACAAUCUAAUAGGUCGACAGAGGACACAUCGGACGAUAUCCUAUUCGACGUUCAGAAGUCGGAGGUUUCGGGGCAAGAAGGUGAACAAAUUAAUAUGGAUCAUCAAGAAAAGGGACUCCAUGGCCUUUGGAGCAACCCCUCUUCAAGAGAAGCUUGGUUGCAUUUGCAUGGAAGACCAACCAACACAAACUCUACUCAGGAGAUGGAGAUGGAGUGCAUAUUGGUAUCAGAUGUGAGCUCAUCAAGGUCAAGCAUAUCAGAUCAGAGCAGCCCACAGAGACCUAAUUUGGAGAUCACACUUGGAAGAUGAAAUAUCUAUAUAUAUGUGCAUUUUGGAAAUCGUCAGAAAGAUAUCUCAGGGAAUUAAUUAAUCACAAAUUAAUUCAAUCCAUUGAGAAAAUAAUAUUGAAAUAUUUGAGCUAUAUAUAUAUAUAUAUAUAUUAUAUGAGGCUGGGAAACUAAAUUAAACCUCUAAAGGAACAAGACAAGAAAGACAGACAGCAUAUUUAUAUAAAGUAUGUGUUAUUAUUAUUAUGAUUAAGGGGCCAAUGGUUUUGUUCUAGCUGGCUAGCUUGCCAUAAAAAUAUUUCAUAUAUAUAUAUAUAUAUAUAUAUAUUAGUUAUUUAUUGAUUUAGUGUAACAUCGAUGUAACUUUAAAUUUCCACGUAAAU